GUGUAUCAUAAAUCUUGUUAAGUACAAUUAGAUUUUAUUCCGCAAAAAAGUGCUUUCAAUUAUGACAAAAACAGCAAGAAAUGGUUAGAUACUUCGUAGACGCACUAGAUUAAAAAUAUUUCCAUUGAGACUUUAGAAUUGUGUGUGUACAACCUAUACAAACUUUACAACAAACAGGAAGUUUACAGAAAAAAAAUAGCUGCUUCAAUUGUCAGAAAAUUAACAUAGAACCAUAGUAAAUGAUAUCGCAUCUGACGAGAUUAAAAGAAUGUUAAAACCGUCUGAAUAUAUAAAUGUAUGGCUGCCGCUAUUUGAUAUAAUUUCAGCUUGCCUUUUUCUAUAUAUGUUCUGUCUGAAUUAAAUAAUGUAUAUAGGAAACGUACCUGGGGAUAUAUGUUGCCACAAAUAUUUAAUAAAUUGCCUGAAGCUGUUUGUUACAACAUAUAUACUAAUCCAUAAACGUGUAAAAAAAUUGUAAAGUGGAACUAUUUACCAAAUAACCGACUGUGCAAGAAAAAUAUAUUCUAACUGACAUAUAAACCCCAAAACGAGUUUUUGUUUAGCUAUUUUAUGCUUAGCGUGUAUUUGUUUCUGUUGAUACUCUGAAUAAAUGGAAAAAAAUUACUCUUCUACCCAUUUCUGCCAUAAGGUAGCGAUACAUGUAUUAUCAUCUCUUGAUGCGUAACAUAUUCUUACUCCCAGGGUAAAAAAGCCAGCGCUAUCUCUGAUGCAAGAGGCUACUUAGUCCUCAGGAAUUAUCAUAGAUAAACACAUUACAUAGAUAACGAUAUUUUAAUAUAUAAUACACAUAUACUGGCGUCUAAACUGGGCAGUAAGCUGCCUGUAUUAAUCGAAAAUGGUUAAAAAGUAUUUUAUAAGCUUUUAAUCAUUAAUGCACAAGCAUCUACUUUAUAUUUAUCAAGUAUAUUUUUAUAUCUAUAUAUUCUAUACGUAGACACUUGAAUGGUCAUUCGAAUAUGUAACAUUUUUAAAAAUAAAACAAACAUUUUAAUGGUAAAAACCUACGUUCGUAAACAUGAAAAUGCCAUUAAAAAGAAUAAAUAGCAGCUGUCGAAAACUGUCACUGUAAUAAAAAUACCUUCGUAGUACAAAUUCCCAUAAACAUUUAUUAUAUUUUCUUUCUACAAGUUUUAUACUAAAUAAAAAUGCACACGGUUGGCUUACCGCGCACCUGCCUCGGUUUUACCAACAUAUUGUUCUUCUUAUUUGGUUUAAUAGGCUGCAUUAUUUGUGUCUGGUGUGCUAUUAACACUGAAUUCUUUCAAGACGUAAACUACACGGUGACUAAAAGUUCACUAGUUGACGCUAUAGCACGUUCCGUGAACCUCAAAUUAUGGUUUACGCCGUUGACCUCAUUUCUUAUUCCCCUAACUGUAUUAACUAUGGUAACGUCUUGCUGCGGCAUUCUUGGUUCAGGAUGCAAAUUUAAAUGUGCUAUAAAGUCAUACAUUUUCUUGAUCACCGUCCUAUCUUCUGUAGCUUUCUGGGUAAUCUUUAUAUCAGGCAUCUACAAUAUUUACACGCGAAACGAAAAAACAAGAAGUUAUUUACUGUCCACUUUACAAACGUAUUAUGGGAGGGAUAAUGAUGUUAUAACAUCCAUAUGGAACUACGUUAUGGUGAACAACGAAUGCUGUGGUGUGAAUGGUUAUAGAGAUUUUGCGUCUUCACAGUGGCAAAAAAUGAAUACUGAUAAAUUAUUCCCAGUGCAAUGUUGUCAACUCGUGAACAAAACUGUUCUUCUACCAGUAUCAAAAGAUUGUUCAUUAAACGACGAUCCAGAAGUGAAGUCUUACAAAGAUGUCGGAUGUUUUUACGCGUUGAGACAGUUUAUUAUAGGAAGUAAAGGAAAGAUUAUAUUUUUCAUUAUACUGUUGAUUAUAUUGUAUACAAUUCUAAUGUUAUUCGCCUACUGUAUUAUAAGAGGGGAACCUUUAUUGCAAGCUUUGACGGAACGAUCUAUAUUAUUGCCAUCGAAAAACUGGGAAAUUUCUCAACAGACGUCAGCAAGUCCUAGUGCGCCAGAUGAAAAUAUGUAUUUAGAGGAACCACCUAAGAAAAUAGUAAGGGUCGUGUCGGCGGUGAACCCAUUUCAAACGUAUAAAUUUACGCCCAAUGCGUACAGUAGUGAUAAUGCAUAUCCACAAUGUGUUAGAACACAAAUAUAAACAGUUGUUAAAUAAAUGUACUUUUUUACUUUCUUUACUUAAAGAUAUUCGUACCUUGAACAGUAAGAGAACUCUUCAAGGGUUGGUAGUAUGAAUUAGCAGAUUUGU
Molecule: messenger RNA, 2297 nt
Organism: Galleria mellonella (greater wax moth)
Lineage: Eukaryota; Metazoa; Arthropoda; Insecta; Lepidoptera; Pyralidae
Product: tetraspanin-1-like
Exons: 1
Coding region: 1167-2189 (340 amino acids)
Cellular component (GO): membrane
Source: RefSeq, a predicted model, not a curated record